AGGCGAAACUUAAGUGAUUGGUUUCGUACAUUUGUGAAUCCAUCAAAUAGAAAAAGUGAAGAAAACGAAAGCCGUAGUUAAAUACCAUGCAAGCGAUCAAGUGUGUCGUCGUUGGUGACGGCGCCGUGGGUAAGACAUGUCUACUCAUCAGCUACACCACAAAUGCUUUUCCCGGAGAGUAUAUUCCCACUGUUUUCGAUAACUAUUCAGCUAACGUAAUGGUGGAUGGGAAACCUAUCAAUCUGGGUUUGUGGGAUACAGCUGGACAGGAGGAUUACGAUCGUCUCCGGCCAUUGUCAUACCCUCAAACGGACGUGUUCUUAACCUGCUUUUCCCUCGUCAAUCCGGCGUCUUUCGAAAACAUCCGUGCAAAGUGGUAUCCUGAAGUGAGGCAUCACUGUCCGAAUACUCCGAUAAUCCUUGUCGGUACGAAGCUCGACCUUCGUGAGGACAAAGAUACGCUGGAGAAGUUGAAGGAUAAGAAGUUAGCUCCUAUCAAUUAUCCCCAGGGAUUGGCGAUGGCGAAGGAGAUCGGCGCAGUGAAGUAUUUGGAGUGCUCGGCGUUGACGCAAAAGGGUCUCAAAACAGUCUUCGACGAAGCCAUUCGCGCUGUUCUUUGUCCCAAGCCGAAGCAGAAACCCAGACGGAAGUGCUCGUUGUUGUAGACCCCAGCGAAUGUCAUGCAUUUCGCGCAUGACGGCAUGAACCCUCCGCUUUCCGGUGACCUUGUGCAAAGAGGCGAAGAUGAAACUCAAUGUCCCCGUUACUUCUGGAAACAAAAAAAGGUCGUUCAAGGUUUCAUACCGACGAGGAAUUUGCUGUUUUGUGCUCCCCAUCAGGUUAAAUUGAAGGCGGAUCAGGGCAAAAUGUUCUGGGGUUUACCUGUUUUUAUCCAUUUGUUGGACCCUCUGAUUUGACGGUGUGUCUGCGAUCGGAGCGUCUAAGAGUAAUGCUUUAGGAGAUCUUGUUUUCAAUGGGACGAUGUCUUAUCGCUUGUCCUGUCUUUUUAUCUCUAGUUAUCACUUUUUAUCUCUAGUUUUGCCGGAAGGCACUUACAAGGUUGGCCCGCAAUUGGUUGUCAACUGCAGUAUUUGAAUGCGAACAUUUUUGAAUUGGCUUACUUUGAGAUUGAUCCGUUGCGUAACUAACUCCAGACUAUUUGCGGAAAUUGCUCAAUUUUGUUCUCAUACCAGGGGUUUCUUGAUAGUUGUGAGAGUCACCGACACAAAUUACCACUGCAGGGCAAUGAAACCGAAUGGUUGAUGCUCUGCAAUUUUUUUAUUUCUGAAAGUUGGAUCUAUACCAUCGCAAGCAGUUGAAGAUGAGAUACAUUUAGAACUAGUUUGAAAUUUGAAGAUCAUUAGCUUUUGGAGGAAUUUGGGAGAAAUUGAAAGAAAAUUGGUCAUGCUUCCAGUUUUGGUGAAGGUCCUCGAACUUGCGUUUUUAUUUUUUAAUAUUUAACAUAAUUUCUGGCCAUGUUCUCAAAUGUCUUUGGCAAGUGUUUGGUUUGGAGUGAGCUUAUUUCCAUAAAAAGGUCGGCUCUGUUCAUAGCGAGAAUAAUGUCCAAUCCAAAUUUUUCAUAACCAUCUUGCAGCAGUUUUAAGUUGUUCAACUUCUUGCGUGAUUGACGUACGAUUCAGAACUAAAUUUAUAAUGAAAAACGGCAUUUUUUCCGCAAAAGUAUCUCUGGCAGUCCUAAUUUAGCUGUAAAUUAUUCUUUAAGAUAAAUAGGGAUGAUGUUUUAAAGAUGAUUAUAGAAUGUUUCUUUCAACUGCUGUGAAGGUUAGUGGGUGAUUUGCAAUACCUUUGAGAACCCCCUUGUAGUUGAUGAACAGGGUCAAUGAGAAGGUCCUAAUGACUAAGAUUUUGAUAGUUGGUUUGCGGUUAUUCUUCAUGAAGCUUUAUAGUUCUUGAUACAUUUUCAAUAUAAUCUGUUGGUUUGUCGUUUUCCCAUUUGAUUUGCUCCUUCCAGGUCAAUGUUGGGUCAAGGAAUAUGCUUUGCUUUAUUGCCAGUCCGCGGCUUAGGUGAACGUGCCUUUAUAAUAUUUAUAGAGAAACAAAGAAUUUGACUUCGGCGAACAGGAAGAGAGAACACCAUUAGUGGCGGUGCUACGAGUGUCGAGUGAGUGGUUGGUUUUGCUGAAGGGGCAUUUCUCUGCUCGUUGCCGCAUUCUGCAUAGCAUUUCCGAGUUACUACUCCGUGGAAGCUCUGAUUUUGUGCACCAUUCCAGAUUUUUGAGCUUGCGGUUAUUUUUGGGAGUGUGAGAGUGAUUUGUUGCUGAGUUCAGUGGAUGGCCGCGGCGCUGUACGGUGAAUGAGCGCGUAUUUUUUUUAAUUGCUUUUGGGACGUUGAUUGACUUCCUGAUGAAGCAUCGGGUAUUGAGUAGAGGGACCCGUGUCUUGUUCCGCUCCUUCUUCGCCGUUUAUUGGGCUAACUUGGCAGGGCGUGAAAGGUGGAUGUGUUGCCCAUGUGUCUGGGGAUUUUGAAAUACUUUUAUCUAUGUGUAAGCAAUUGUGUCAUUUGAGCUCAAAUACAAGAGAUUAAUUAUUGGCUACUUA
This is a messenger RNA of Notodromas monacha, 2559 nucleotides long. The record is from the annotation of a GenBank genome assembly. Lineage: Eukaryota; Metazoa; Arthropoda; Ostracoda; Podocopida; Cyprididae.